AUGAUUCUCAUUGUGAAUGGAAGCUCUAUUAAGUUACCUAAUGCAGAAAAUGACAGAUAUCAACGUACUGGGAGAGAUGAGCAAGACAUUGUGAAGCUCAUUCAGAGAGAUGGAUAUAUGCUUUAUGAGAAAAUACAGCAUGAUCAGAAAAAGUUGUUACCUAGACGACGUCGUGCUGUAACAGCAUUACCAGAAAGACUAUGGAACAAUGCUACUGUACCCUAUGUAGUUGGACCCAAUAUCACAGCUGUCAUGCUUGCCACCAUUCACCAGGCCAUGGCACAUUGGGAAGAGAACACCUGUAUCAGGUUUGUGAAGAGAACCACACAGAAAGACUACAUUGAGUUUGCUCCCGGAAGCUGUGGCUGUUGUUCAUUUGUUGGUCGUCGUGGUAAUGGUCGCCAGUACGUUACGCUGUCUCCACACUGCACAUAUUACGGUGUAGUUAUUCAUGAGUUAGGUCAUGUGAUUGGGUUCUGGCAUGAACACAGCAGACCAGACCGUGACCAGUAUAUCACUAUUGUCAAGGACAACAUUGAAAUAUCUAAACAGGACAACUUUCAGAAGAAGUCCAUCUUCGAAAUUGACUCACUUGGACAGCCAUAUGAUUACUACUCUAUAAUGCACUACAAGGAGAAAACAUUUAGCAAAAAUGGCAAGGUCACCAUAGAAACUAUUCAGCCAAACAUCCAGAUUGGCCAGAGAGUGGCUCUCAGUCCUGGGGAUAUAAUGCAGGCUUCACUACUGUAUAAUUGCCCAAGGCCCUCCUGUGACAAAGUAUUCAAUACAAGCUAUGGCAAGUUCUCCACACCAAAUUAUCCCAUCAAGUAUUAUAAAAGUCAUCAGUGUACAUGGGUUAUACAUUCAAUACCAGGUCACAUAGUCCACCUUGAGUUCAGUUCUUUCUCCUUGGAGACCUCUAUGAACUGUACAUUUGACUACAUAGAGGUUAGGGAAGGCACUAGUGAGCACGGCGCCCUGAUUGGCAGGCUGUGUGGAGAGGGCAGCACUGGUAUUAUCCACUCAUCUGUUGGUCUGUGGAUCAGGUUCCACAGCGAUGCCACAGUGUCUCUGAAAGGAAUGGAAGCCGAGUUCAGGUUGAUUAAAUCCCUGGAGCAAGCAGACACAGGAAGUGGGGAUGGGUCUGGCGGCCAUUUUGAAGAAUUACAGCGGUCUCUCUAUAUUGCAGACUGUGACCAAGAUCUGACCCAUCACCGUGGCGGCGUGUCAUCUCCGCUGGUUCCCGUGAGGUUCACUGGGGUGGUGCGCUGUGCUUGGAGGAUAGGCGGAGGUGCUAAUGCCACCAGAGUGAAGGUGUCUUUGUUACGUCGCACUCUCAGUAAGACAUCUAGAUGUCUGGGGAACAUAUACGUGCUGACAGAGAACAGUAAACAGAGAACUGGGGAGUUUGACAGGUACAAGAGAGUCCCCUAUAACUGUGCCAACACAUCCAGUUUGGUAUUGAACACAUCUAAAGUGGUCAUCCAUUGGUCAAGUGAUGUCCAUGAUGCUGUCCACAUGGCUUACAUUGUAGAUUACGAUGAGUGCGCCGCGCAGUCUCAUAAGUGUGCUCAUGACUGCAUCAACACCAUGUCAGGGUACCACUGUGCAUGCCACCGUGGUUACAUACUGACCAAUGGUCAAGAAUGCCUGCCUAAGCUGGUACAGUUUAGUGACACAUGUAAUAGCACCCUGACCAGUAUUCGAGGCAGAGUGAGAUCUUCCACGGAACCUUAUGGUACAUGUGACUGGUACAUCAAGCAGAAGGCAAAACAGAGAAUAAUGUUCAGUUUUAGCAAGUUUAACAUCCCAUCAUCUGCCAACUGUAGUAACACAUAUGUUGAGGUCCUGGCUGGAGAAGGAAAGGAUUUGACAUCUAAGGGUCGAUAUUGUGGGAAAGAGCUGCCGUCAGCCAUUACUACGGUGUCAGGGAAAAUGGUGAUACGGCUGCAUAUGACACCACAGAAAGGAGUCAGAAUGCCUUAUUUCUCUGCAAGAUAUAUAGUGUAUAAUAAGCAAGAAAGUUUCUGCUACAAACGCCUAACAGGAAAAGGGUUAAUUACUAGCCCCAACUUUCCCAAAACAUACCCCCAUAACUAUGUCUGCAUCUGGAGAAUUACAGUCAAGUCUAAACACAGAAUAAAACUCAAGUUUGACACUAUGGAUAUAGAAAACACAAAGAACUGUGAAUUUGACUAUGUUGAAAUUCAUGACGGUCGCCACAGGAUAUCUCCAUUGCUAGGAAGGUAUUGUGGGAAAAAGAUUCCGAGGAAAAUCUUGUCAACAGGUAGACACCUGUGGCUGAUGUUUAUAACAGAUGAAAGUGGAGCAGGGAGAGGGUUUCAGCUUCACUACUCACCAGAAGCCAUUAUGCCAAAUGCUACAGGAAAAAUAAACUAAAACAAAGACAUUGCAGUCAACCCCAGACAACAGUGCUUAAUACUAUGUAAUAUUUAUAACAGACAAAAGUGAGUCUGGGAGAGGAUUUCAGAUUUUCCCAUCAAUUGAACCACCAUGUCAAAUACAGGGGAAAUCAUCUU
Messenger RNA from Lingula anatina, 2540 nucleotides. Its product is annotated as bone morphogenetic protein 1. Gene Ontology annotation, molecular function: zinc ion binding; calcium ion binding; metalloendopeptidase activity. Gene Ontology annotation, biological process: proteolysis. The record is from RefSeq and is a predicted model, not a curated record. NCBI's taxonomy places the organism in Eukaryota, Metazoa, Brachiopoda, Lingulata, Lingulida, Lingulidae.